AUGGACAGGGAUACGAUGCUUGAGAAUUUUCUGGCGUGUACUGGAUUAACAGAUAUCACUUAUGCAAUAUCAGUACUGGAAGGCCAUAACUGGGACUUAACGGCCGCUGUUUCCAGCAUUAUUAGUGACGUGUUGCCAGCAGGAUCAUCAGUUGUCCAAGAAGAUCAAUCUGUUCCAUAUUUCACAGUUUUUCCUAUGACUCCGCUUGGUGGACCCAUUCUGUCAUCUGAAUCCUCAAUGAAUCAUAACUUAGGGACUCAGACCGUUUCCGUAUCAACUAUGUGUGAUAUCGAUACUGAUAUUUCAGGGUGCGAUAUAUCUCCAGCGAUUUCUCGAUCCGUUAUUGAACUGGACAGUGAUCAAGCUACUAUUAAUUCCAAUAGAGCAGUUCGUAUCCUGAAUUUUGAAAUAGAUUUGGAAUUACCUAUAGAUGAUGAUACAGAUCAUGAACAAAAAGUUGUAAAAGAAAGUUUUCCUUUUCCUGAUACGGAGACAGUUGGAUUUUUGAAACAACAUUUUAUUGACUGUCGGUUGACUGAGCUCAUACAGUUAGCGACUAGUCCAGAAUUAGAAUCGAAAAUAACAGAGUGUAGCAAAGCCAACCUUUUAAAGCAUCUUGUUUUGGAGAGUUCUGGAUCUCAUUCUUUUUCUGACAACUCAACGCUCCUUCGUGCAUUACAUCUACCGAAAUGUAUUAAACUUCGAGCUAACUCAAUCCGAUCCAUUACCUUACUCUAA
Schistosoma mattheei is the source of this 738-nucleotide messenger RNA. Lineage: Eukaryota; Metazoa; Platyhelminthes; Trematoda; Strigeidida; Schistosomatidae. The record is from the annotation of a GenBank genome assembly.